AUGCCAUUCCGGAUGUGGCCGCGGAGCUUGGUCAAAACAAGUCUAGCGCUCUGUGUGGCUUUCCAGACAGCUGCUGAGAGCCCCAGCACAGCACUGACGAACGUGCCCACUCCAGCUGCGAUGGUAAUGGGGCUCGCAAAAUGGGAUGUAUGCUUCUACGGUUCCUGCAUGGUGGUUUCCUCAUACUGCCUCAGUCUCAGUGCUAUUCAACCCCCCCACUGGAGCCCUAAUGGUACCCUCGCGAUGCUGAGUGGUCCAGCUAUACCAGCUAAUGCCAGCUGGACGCUACUCAGGAUCCAAAUGUGGACACUUCGGCAAGACGUAGCGGCGGGAGCAGCCCUCACCAUUGUCGAGCCUUGCAGUGUACUAUUCUUCUGA
Molecule: messenger RNA, 378 nt
Organism: Ascochyta rabiei
Lineage: Eukaryota; Fungi; Ascomycota; Dothideomycetes; Pleosporales; Didymellaceae
Exons: 1
Coding region: 1-378 (125 amino acids)
Source: RefSeq, a predicted model, not a curated record